AGAAAUUAAUUGCUUUCCGAUUCAGAAUCCAAUGGCUCGGCUUAUCUUUCUUUUCCUUGCCUUUCUCUUUCUGAUCACUAAUGUUACCAUUAUUAGCAAUUGUAAUGGCAACUCUGUUCAUGCGGUCUGCAUUGAGAGCGAGAAAGAAGCCCUUUUGAAGUUCAAGCAGGGUAUCGUGGAUCGCACCAAUCGAUUGGCCUCUUGGCAUUUCAAUGGAGACUGUUGCAGAUGGACAGGAAUUGUCUGCAACAACGUGACUGGUCAUGUCAUUGAACUCAACCUCAGAGUACCUACAUUGGAUUACAACUAUGACAGUGUGGCUUUUGAGGCUUAUGUGAGAUCAUGGCUGGGUGGUAAGAUAAGUCCUUCUUUGCUCCAUUUGAAGCAUUUGAGUUAUUUGGAUCUCAGCAACAAUGAUUUUGGAGGAAUUCACAUUCCCAAGUUUUUUGGUUCUUUGGGGAGUUUAAGAUAUCUUAACCUCUCCUAUUCAGUAUUUGGGGGGAAAGUUCCUCACCAUCUUGGGAAUCUUUCUUAUCUGAAAUAUCUCGAUCUUGGGAAAAAUAAUUUGCAUGUUGAGACUCUCCACUGGUUGUCUAGUCUUUCUUCAUUGGAGUACCUUGAUUUGAGUCGUGUGAAUCUUAGCCAAGCCUCCAAUUGGUUUCAAGCAUUAAAUACACUUCCUUCUUUGGUAGAAUUACACUUGUCACACUGUCAACUUCCUUAUAAGCUCCAUCCCAUUGCAAGUGUAAAUUUAUCAUCUCUUGCUACCCUUUCUCUUUCUCGGAAUUCUUUCCAAAACUUGUCAAUGAUCAAUUGGGUUUUUGGUCUCAAGAACCUAAUUUCCCUUGAUCUAUCAAGAAAUUAUAUUGAAGGUCCAAUCCCUUAUGGUCUUCAAAAUUUGACUUCGUUGAAGCUACUUGAUCUAUCAUCCAAUUCUUUCACUUCCUCAAUACCUAAUUGGUCAAUUUUUGGUCUCAAGAGCCUAAUUUCCCUUGAUCUAUCAGGUAAUUAUAUUGAAGGUCCAAUCCCUUAUGGUCUUCAAAAUUUGACUUCGUUGAAGCUACUUGAUUUGUCAUCCAAUUCUUUCAAUUCCUCAAUACCUAAUUGGUUGGUUCUUGGUCUCAAGAACCUAAUUUCCCUUGAUCUAUGGGGUAAUCAUAUUGAAGGUCCAAUCCCUUAUGGUUUUCAAAAUUUGACUUCGUUGAAGCACCUUGAUCUGUCAUACAAUUCUUUGAAUUCGUCAAUACCUAAUUGGUUGUACACUUUUGCUCCUCUUCAGUCUCUAAAACUUGGAGAAAAUCUCUUGCAAGGUAAAAUUUCAAGUGACAUUGGAAAGAUGAACUUUGUUGUUGACCUUGACUUGUCCUUUAAUAGUUUUGAAAGUCAAAUCCCAAUUAGUUUAAUAGGAAAUCUUUGCAAUUUGAGGUCACUCUCCCUCUCAGGUGUCAAUUUGAGUCUAAACAUAUCAAAUGUCUUAGAAGUGUUUUCUAGGUGUGUUUCUAAUAAAAUAGAGUUAUUGUCCUUGGGUGACUGUCGCCUCUAUGGACAAUUAAGCAACCAACUAGGGAACUUUAAAAAUUUGAGAGAGUUGCAUUUGUUUAAAAACUCAAUCUCUGGUUCAAUACCAGAAUCCAUAGGAAAGCUUUCAUCCUUAAAAUAUUUACAACUCUCUCAAAACAAAUUCAAAGAAAACCUUCCUGAGUCAUUUGGUCAACUCUCUAAUUUAGAAUAUGUUUAUAUAUCAAAUAAUUUUUUAGAGGGUACUCUUUCUGAGAAACACUUUUUUAACCUCACAAAUUUGCUUUAUUUAGUUGCAAAUGGGAACCCAUUGAUUUUGAAGGUUGAUCGUGGUUGGAUUCCUCCUUUCCAAAUUGAAACCUUAGGAUUAAGAUCUUGGCAUUUAGGACCACAAUUUCCACAUUGGCUUUCUUCUCAAAGACACCUAGAAUUCUUAGACAUAUCCAACUCCAGAAUCUCAUGUAUUCUCCCCAAUUGUUUUUUGGACUUGCCUCCUCAUUUGAGAUUUCUAAAUCUUGCUCACAAUCAAAUUCAUGGGCAGCUUCCAAGUAUUUCUACCUUCAACGAUUCAUUAUCACAGAUCUUCUCUAAUCUAAUUUUCUUAGACCUUUCUAAUAAUCUUCUAUCAGGUUCCCUUUUCAACUUUUUGUGUUUUGGGGUUAAUGAGACCAUGGAUCAAAAGUAUGUUCUCAAUCUUGGCAACAAUUUUUUCUCUGGAGAGUUACCAAAUUGUUGGUCCAAGUGGCCAAAUCUAGAGGUCAUUGCAUUAGAUAACAACAAAUUUACAGGUGAAAUUCCAAACACCAUGGGAACUUUACAAUCCCUUCAAUCGUUGCAUCUUCAUGGUAAUAACCUUUCAGGAGAAAUUCCUAUGUCAAUAAAAAACUGUACAGCUUUAGUGACCCUUGAUUUUGGUGAAAAUGAAUUGGUUGGGAACAUCCCAUCAUGGAUGGGUCAUAACCUUCUAAAUUUGACAAUCUUGAGGCUACGUUCAAACAAAUUUUUGGGGCAUAUCCCUAAAGAGUUAUGUGCACUCAGUUUUCUCCAAGUCUUGGAUGUUGCUCAAAAUAGGCUUUCCGGAAGCUUACCAAGUUGCAUUAGUAACUUAAGUGCCAUGGCUUAUUUUGUAAAUGGCUCAUUUGGGAACUACAUUACAUACAAUAGUAACACAUCAAAUUUUAUUGAGAAUGUAUUUCUAGUGAUAAAAGGCCAACGUCAUGAAUAUGAUCAAACUCUUAAUUUGGUAAGAGUCCUUGAUUUGUCAAAUAACAAUUUAUCAGAAGAUAUCCCUUGGGAAAUAACUAGGCUUCAGGGGUUGCAAUCACUAAAUUUGUCACAUAACCUUUUCACUAAAAGGAUCCCUUCAAAUAUUGGUGACAUGAGUUCACUAGAAUCUCUUGAUCUUUCUGUAAACAAAUUGCUCGGGUCAAUCCCUGAAAGCAUGUCUAGAUUGUCAUUUCUAAGCUACUUGAACCUAUCUGACAACCAAUUGAUGGAAGCUAGGGAAUGCUGAAAUUUUAAACAAGGAAAAAAAUAAUAAUAGAAAAAAAAUUAAGACCAAGAAUGGUGAUGGUGCCCUUUAAGCCUUCCUCCAUCUUGCAAAUUUCAGUUAAUAACGAGCUUUAAGACUC
Rubroshorea leprosula is the source of this 3149-nucleotide messenger RNA. The record is from the annotation of a GenBank genome assembly. NCBI's taxonomy places the organism in Eukaryota, Viridiplantae, Streptophyta, Magnoliopsida, Malvales, Dipterocarpaceae.